This is a messenger RNA of Phytophthora sojae, 579 nucleotides long. RefSeq lists its product as hypothetical. Gene Ontology annotation, biological process: maturation of 5.8S rRNA. The record is from RefSeq and is a predicted model, not a curated record. The coding region runs from base 1 to 579 and encodes 192 amino acids. Lineage: Eukaryota; Oomycota; Peronosporomycetes; Peronosporales; Peronosporaceae. The transcript is spliced from 2 exons.
AUGUGGAAGCCCGGCAGCGACCGACCGCAGGACAAGAAACCCAAGGCCAAGCCCAGCAGCAGCAGCAGCAAGAAUAAGAAGGAAGAUGCCGCGCCGAUGAAGAGCGACGGGCUGCCGCCGCGCGGCGUGAAGAAGGAGCCGACCAAGUUCGUGCUGUCCCAGAAGACGCUGGCCAUGAAGUUCAUGCAGCGCAAGAAGACGACGGACGCGCAGCGCAUUGCCGCCGUGCAGGAGCAGCACAAGCAGGACACGUGGGAGGCGGCGCCCGAGGACGACGCACAGGACGACGACGACUCCACGAUCAUCUGCAUCCGCGACGUGCCCGACCCGUCGCUGCCACUGGUGUUUGGCCGUCGCUCCUUCGGCGGCUUCAACAAGGGCGUGGAGGACGAGUUCAAGGAGGCGUCGAGGGCGCUGCGCUUCGCGGCGUCCGAGGAGAAGGAGCUGCGCGAGGAGGUCUCGGCCGAGGAGAUGACGUCGCGGAUGCUCAAGUACAUGGGUCUGGGCCGACGCAACGGCGGCAACAACAGGAACGGCGGCGGCAAGCGCCCCAAUGGCAACAAGCGUCAGCGGAAAUAA